Molecule: messenger RNA, 1120 nt
Organism: Lactuca saligna
Lineage: Eukaryota; Viridiplantae; Streptophyta; Magnoliopsida; Asterales; Asteraceae
Source: the annotation of a GenBank genome assembly
AUGUCCCCAGCCACAGCUAAACCGUCGCAACCCACCUCAGAAACUUUGCAAUUAAUCUUUUGUCGAUCUUCAUCCAUUCAGUUUCACUGCGUAAUUUCACGUUCUUUGAUCUGCAUUUGGGAUCCAAAUAAUAAGAUGAUCACAGGAUGCCAAUAUCAGACUAGAGGCCUUCUCUUGCACAAAUGGCAAUACCCUGGUUUGAGGACGACAACAUCACAUACAUUACACGCAAGGUUUUUGAAAAAGAAACCAAUAAGUUGUUCAAUACAUCAACCGAUUGAAAUCUCCCCUGUUAACAAGAAGAGGGAUGAAAAUAAGAGACCAUUGGUUAAAAUGUGUGGAAUCACAUCAGCUAAAGAUGCAGCUCUAGCAGCAGAAGCUGGAGCUGACUUUAUUGGAAUGAUCCUUUGGCCUAAUUCAAAACGUUCAGUUUCAAUUUCAACUGCAAAAGAAAUCUCAAAAGUUGCACGCGAAUAUGGGGCAAAGCCUGUUGGAGUAUUUGUUGAUGAUGACUCCAACUCUAUUUUGAAAGCUUCUGAUGAUGCAGAUCUUGAAUUUGUGCAGCUUCAUGGAGAUGGAUCACGGGAUGCAUUUUCUCUUCUAUCAAAGGAAAAACAAAUCGUUUAUGUUCUUCAUGCGAAUGAAGAUGGUAAACUUCUCAAUCAUAUUUCAGAUGGAGAUUGUUGUUUGGUAGAUUGGAUUCUGGUGGAUAGUGCAAAAGGAGGAAGUGGUAAAGGGUUUGACUGGUCAAAGUUCAAGCUACCACCAAUAAUGAGCAAAAACGGUUGGCUAUUGGCUGGAGGGAUCAAACCAGAAAAUGUAAUUUCAGCUCUUUCAAUCUUAAAACCAGAUGGAGUUGAUGUGAGUAGUGGUAUAUGUGCUUCAGAUGGCAUUCAGAAAGAUAAAUCACGCAUAUCAUCUUUCAUGACAUCUGUAAAUUCUGUUCAAUAUUAAUUAUAAUCCAUCAAGAAAAAAAAAAAAACAUGAAAAUGUGCUCGGUGUCUGUAACUCUUUUUUGAUUUCAUGUCAAAUCAAUGGAAAGCAACAAUGAAACCUUUCUAGUAAUUGAUAUUGUUGUAUUUUAUUAAUUUAAGUUGGGUAUAAAAAAUGACCCCACGCC